Molecule: messenger RNA, 302 nt
Organism: Symbiodinium pilosum
Lineage: Eukaryota; Dinophyceae; Suessiales; Symbiodiniaceae
Source: the annotation of a GenBank genome assembly
GUCCUUCUGACGCGGACAGGGCUGCCUUUACCCGGGCUGCGAAAUUAGGCAUGCCAUCCGUGGUGGAAGCUUAUUUGCAAUAUCCACUUGAUCCGGAUGCGCAGGAUCUGGCCCUCAUAUCAGUUGUCUACGAAGAAACCGCAUGUCUGGAUGUUUUGCGCCUGCUUUUCGAAGCAACGGCCACCCUGGAGUGCAGGGACGACACUGGCGCUACUCCACUUCUUUUGACAAGUGAGGAUGGCAACUUGGAAGCAACGCGCUUGCUCAUCGAGGCUAAGGCAGACUUGCAAGCUUUGGACGAC